CCCGCCCGCCCCGGGGAGCGCGAGAGCGGCGCGGGCGGGGCGCACCACUGAGGGCGCGGGGGGGCCCGGGGCGGGAGGCGGGGCUCCAGCCUGCGGCGCCAGCGGCCUCCGCCGCGUCCCCCCCUCAGCCGGCCUUGCGAGGUGGUUCGCUCCGGCCGCGCAGCGCUCGCGGGUUCCCAAGCCCGCGGGCCCGGCGCGGGCAGCGGCGCACCGGCCGGCACCAGCGCCGAGGGCUCUGCCGCCGCAAUGUUGGGGCUGCUCAUGGCGUUGCUGGCCCUGGCGCUCGCCUACUUCGCGCUGCUGGACGGCUGGUACCUGGUGCGCGUGCCGUGCGCCGUGCUGCGCGCGCGCCUGCUGCAGCCGCGCGUCCGCGACCUGCUGGCCGAGCAGCGGUACGCGGGCCGCGUGCUGCCCUCAGACCUGGACUUGCUGCUGCACAUGAACAACGCGCGCUACCUGCGCGAGGCCGACGUGGCGCGCGCCGCGCAUCUGGCCCGCUGCGGCGUGCUCGGGGCGCUGCGCGCGCUCGGGGCGCGCGCGGUGCUGGCCGCCUCGUGCGCGCGCUACCGCCGCUCGCUGCGCCUGCUGGAGCCUUUCGAGGUGCGCACCCGCCUGCUGGGCUGGGACGACCGCGCUUUCUACCUGGAGGCGCGUUUCAUCAGCCUACGCGACGGUUUCGUGUGCGCGCUGCUGCGCUCCCGCCAGCACGUGCUGGGCGCCUCGCCGGAGAGCGUCGUGCAACACCUGUGCAAGCGCAGGGUGGAGCCCCCUGAGCUGCCGGAAGACCUGCAGCACUGGAUUGCUUACAACCAGGCCAGCAGCCAGCUGCUCCGGGCCGAGAGUGGGCUCAGCGAUGCCGUCAAGGACCAGUGACCACCGUGCCCUGGCCACCAGCUUCCACCUGGGGGCGGUUGCCCAGCCAUCCCCGCCUGCCCCGGGACAGAGCGUGCAGAAUGGGCUGGCCGGGCUGGGCUCUCUCUGAGCUGGAGUGGCCUUGUGACCAGCCCAGCCCCCUUUACCCGCUCGGCCUCCCUCCCCCCACCCCCAUUACUGAUGCCCCUCUGUGCCUCGCCCCAUACUGGGCACAAGAUGGGGUGACACAGGCGUUCUGACCCAGCUCAGCCUUCAGAGUGGAGACGGUGGGCAAAGUGGGAGACCCAGGGCCCUUGGUGUACGGGCUGGGGGUGGG
This is a messenger RNA of Diceros bicornis minor, 1189 nucleotides long. It is a transcript of the gene THEM6, whose product is annotated as thioesterase superfamily member 6. The transcript is spliced from 2 exons. The coding region runs from base 247 to 873 and encodes 208 amino acids. The record is from RefSeq and is a predicted model, not a curated record. Lineage: Eukaryota; Metazoa; Chordata; Mammalia; Perissodactyla; Rhinocerotidae.